AUGGCGCUGGUGAUGGCGCUGCUUGGAUCCGUGUUCACAAUGCUCGUGGCCUUGAUACUCCCAUGUGCAUGCUACCUCUCCAUCAAGAAGGGCGCAGUGCCCUUGUGGGAGAUCAUCCUGGGCGUGUCGCUGUCGAGGGACCUGAUGGCGGUGGCGGGCGACGCGCUCAAGACGAACAUAAGGACGUUGGGCCCGCUGGUGCUGCCGUUGUCGGAGCAGCUGCUGUUCAUGGCGACACUGGUCGCCAAGAAGCUGCUCACAAUGAAGAAGGUGAAGCCGUACAUCCCGGACUUCAAACUGGCGUUCAAGCACUUCUGCAUCCACGCCAGCGGCCGCGCCGUGCUGGACGAGCUAGAGAGCAACCUGGCGCUCACGGACUGGCACAUGGAGCCGUCGCGGAUGACGCUUCACCGGUUCGGGAACACGUCCAGCAGCUCGCUCUGGUACGAGCUGGCCUACAACGAGGCCGAGGGGAGCAUCCGGCGCUGCCACCGGGUGUGGCAGAUCGCGUUCGAGUCAGGGUUCAAGUGCAACAGCGCCGUGUGGAGGGCGCUCCGGUCGGUGAACCCGGCAGAGGAGACGAACCCGUGGAUGGACGAGAUCGACAGGUUUCCCGUGGAUGUUCCCAAGGUCUCUAAGGUUUCAAGCGACUGAAAUGCAUUGCUUGCGUGAAUGAUGGAGCUUGCAAUUGUUUGAUAGAAGAUCUGGUUGGAAUUUUUCAUAGUUCAUUACUAUAUAGUUGUAGGAGAUAGGAAAGGCGAUCGACUUCUCUAAGCUUGAAUUAUACAUCUGUUCAUGUUGUUUCUG
Messenger RNA from Zea mays, 807 nucleotides. Its product is annotated as 3-ketoacyl-CoA synthase 11. Gene Ontology annotation, cellular component: membrane. Lineage: Eukaryota; Viridiplantae; Streptophyta; Magnoliopsida; Poales; Poaceae. The record is from RefSeq and is a predicted model, not a curated record. The transcript is spliced from 3 exons. Gene Ontology annotation, biological process: fatty acid biosynthetic process. Gene Ontology annotation, molecular function: acyltransferase activity, transferring groups other than amino-acyl groups. The coding region runs from base 1 to 654 and encodes 217 amino acids.